Molecule: messenger RNA, 669 nt
Organism: Megalops cyprinoides (Indo-Pacific tarpon)
Lineage: Eukaryota; Metazoa; Chordata; Actinopteri; Elopiformes; Megalopidae
Product: ras-related and estrogen-regulated growth inhibitor-like protein
Exons: 5
Coding region: 55-669 (204 amino acids)
Molecular function (GO): GTP binding; GTPase activity
Source: RefSeq, a predicted model, not a curated record
AAUACGUUAUCUCCCAGGCUGUUGCGUGGGAACGUGAGACUGGAAGCUGUCAGAAUGAAUGACAUUAAACUUGCUGUCCUGGGGAGCGAAGGCGUCGGGAAAUCAGCGCUCAUCGUACGAUUUCUUACAAGGCGAUUUAUUGGCGAAUACGCUUCUUCUUCAGAGUGCGUAUAUAGAAAACAUCUAUCUAUUGAUGGAAGACAGCUAAAUCUUGAACUAUAUGACCCCUGCUCUCAGCCUUGCCAAGGGAAGCCCUCCCUACAUGACCAGAUGCACUGGGCAGAUGGCUUCCUUGUUGUCUAUGACAUCAGCGAUAGAUCGUCCUUCCUCACUGCCAAAGCCAUUGUGCACCUGAUCAGGGACAUGCACCUGGGUGUGACCAAAAGAGACGCAGACUCUGUGGUGUUUCUGGUGGGCAACAAGCAGGACCUGUGCCAUGUGCGGGAGGUGGGCAGAGACGAGGGGCAGCGGCUUGCAGCCGAAGCCAGGUGCCGGUUCUACGAGCUCUCGGCCGCCGAGCAUUGCCAGGAGGUGGCGCUGAUGUUCUCCAAGCUGGUUCGCAAUACCAGCCUCAGCAUCAAGGCUAAGGACCGGCGAAGGCCCAGUGGGUCCAAGUCCAUGGCCAGACUGAUCAACAAUGUCUUUGGGAAAAGGAGGAAGUCUGUUUAG